Molecule: messenger RNA, 1317 nt
Organism: Fraxinus pennsylvanica
Lineage: Eukaryota; Viridiplantae; Streptophyta; Magnoliopsida; Lamiales; Oleaceae
Source: the annotation of a GenBank genome assembly
AUGGCUCCUUCACUUUUUCUUCCAUUUCUCAUCACAUUCCUUACUUCAACUGUUGCUACUAAAGCAAUUGUUCCACCUUCAAAAACAUUCAAGUAUGUUAACCAGGGUCCAUUAGGCGAAUACAUUGUCGAGUAUUCAGCUGACUACCGAACAUUGGACAUUGUUAAGUUCCCCUUUACUCUUUGUUUCUAUAAUGCCACCCCCAAUGCCUUCAUUCUAGGUCUACGAAUGGGUCACCGUAGAUCUGAAUCUGUCAUGCGUUGGGUUUGGGAUGCCAAUCGUGGUAAUCCGGUGCGUGAAAACGCGACAUUGACCUUUAAUAGUGAUGGAAACUUGGUCUUGGCAGAUUCUGAUGGCUCAGUGGCAUGGCAAACCAACACGGCCAAUAAAGAUGUCGUUGGUCUAGACUUGUUACCAAAUGGCAACUUGGUGUUGUACGAUAGUAAAGGUAAAUAUGUUUGGCAAAGCUUUAAUUAUCCAACGGAUACACUCUUGGUGGGCCAAGCAUUGAAAGCCUCGGGUGGCCCAACUAGGCUCGUGAGCCGGUUGUCCAUCACUGAACCUUCUAGUGGACCGUAUACCUUUGUCAUGGAGCAAAGGCAUUGGGCCAUGUAUUAUCAAAGCAAGAAUUCACGGGAGCCUUUGCUUUACUACAAAUCGAAUGAGUUUGGAAAUGGGAAAGGCACUUUGGAUUACCUUGAUUUCUAUUGUGAACCAGAGUAUGGUGGAACUUUCGCAUUCGAGCUCGGGUUUAGAUUCAAUCUAAGCAACUCAAAUAGUUUCGGGACAAACAUAUUCUCGAGACCCAAAUACAAUAGCACUUACACUAUGUUCCGAGUUGACACUGAUGGUAACCUAAGAAUGUAUACUUACAAUACAAACGUGGAUUGGGGUGCCUGGGACAUAACAUACGUGCUCUUCGACAGGGAUAAUGACCGAGCAAGCGAAUGCCAACUGCCUAAACGAUGUGGAUCAUUAGGAGUAUGCGAACAGGAUCAAUGUGUCGCAUGCCCAAGGCCACAGGGCUUGCUAGGAUGGAGCACAGCCUGUGCAGAACCGAUGCUCCCACCGUGCAAAAGUGGCUCAAAUGCAGAUUACUACAAGGUUGAUGGUGUUGAACACUUCACUAGUGCAUACAAUGAGGGGACUGGACCCAUGAAGCUAGCCCAGUGCAGAGACAGGUGUAGCAAAAAUUGCAAAUGCUUAGGUUUCUUCUAUAGGCUGGAGUCUUCAAAGUGCUUAAUGGUACCAGAGCUUGGCACUUUAAUCAAGGUUUCCGACCCCUCUCAUGUUGGCUACAUCAAGAUUACCAAGUAA